GACAAAAAAAAGGGAAAAUUUUUAUAAUAAUACUAACAAGGCAGCUACAGCAAGGCUAAAGAAGCUUCUUUUUCUGCUUCAUCAAAAACCAGACUGCCUCUCUCUCUCUCUCUUCUCACCUUAGCCUCCUCCUUUUCUUCUUCAUUUUGCUUGUUGUAUAUAUUUAAGAAAAGAAGUUCUUAAAAGUUUGAAACCUUGAUGUCUACACCUUUAGAACAUGAUUACAUUGGCUUAACAGAGACUUCUUCAAUGGAAAGAAGCUCGGAGAAGAUAUCUUCUUCUUCUUCCUCUUCAACUCACUCCAUUGAAGACAAAACUAGCAAAACUACCAACAACACUUCUCUCAAUCUCAAAGAAACUGAGCUGAGGCUUGGUUUACCAGGUUCUCAGUCUCCUGAGAGAAAAGUCUCUCUUUUUGGCAAAGAUUUGGAGAGUAAUGAUAAAAUUAAUGGUUUUGCUGUGAGCCCUCUGAAGAACUUGGUGUCUGGAUUUAAAAGGGGUUUCUCAGAUGCCAUUGAUGGCUCUAAUGGGAAAUGGGUUUUCCCUAUGAAUGGUAAUUCUGAUGUUGAGUUGGCUACAGGUGCUGUCUUGGCCUCUCCUAGAGGUGGUUUGGAGAGCAAAACCAAUUCCCAGCAAGCAAGGGUAUCUGUAGCUGCCAUGAAAGAGGUUGGUGGUGUUCCCCUGUCUCCAAAGCCGGUUCAAGAUAAGAGUCUUGUUCCGGCCGCAAAUGAGCAUGCUAGUGCUCCUGCUGCAAAGGCACAGGUCGUUGGAUGGCCACCAAUUCGAUCAUUCCGGAAGAAUACCAUGGCUUCUAAUUUGGCAAAGAACAGUGAUGAAGCUGCCGGUUGCCUCUAUGUAAAGGUGAGCAUGGAUGGAGCACCAUACCUGAGGAAGGUUGACCUCAAGACCUACAAAAACUAUAUGGAACUCUCAUCAGCUUUGGAGAAGAUGUUCAGCUGUUUUACAAUUGGUCAGUGCAGUUCCAAUGGGCUUCCUGUGCGAGAUGGUCUCAGUGAGAGUCGUUUGAUGGAUCUUCUCCACGGAUCUGAGUACGUGUUGACAUAUGAAGACAAGGAUGGAGAUUGGAUGCUUGUAGGCGAUGUUCCAUGGGAGAUGUUCACCGAUUCGUGCAGGAGACUAAGGAUAAUGAAAGGUUCAGAGGCAAUUGGACUAGCUCCAAGGGCCAUGGAGAAAUGCAAGAACCAGAAUUAAUGCAAAAGCAUCUUGAAGACCAAAAGAAAACAAGUCUUCAAAAACUUCAGAAUUUUAAGGAUGAACAGUUGAGCACUUUACUCAAGAAUUAUAUAUAUGUUUUCAGAUAUCAUAAGUUUGAUGUAUUUAGUGGAAUUUAAGAAGGAAAAAAAAAAGGCCUUCUAUUAGACAAAUGAUGGCAUUGGAGACAUGUCCAAUUAUUUAAGGUUGCCUGGUUUACCUUUCUCUUCUUCUAUCUUUUUCUCCAUUUAUGUAUUUUCAGUACUGUGUAAAUGGAUUGAUUGUGGAUUGCCAAUCUCUUUCAUUUUUGUUCUUUCUCCAUCUCAAAAAGAAGAGCACGCCUGCCUUGAAAAGACUUUCUAAUCAAUCAGACAAAGAAUAGAAAAGCAAAGAAAAGGCCAUUGAUCAGUUGCAAUGAAUCUAAAACUUGGGGUGACAAAUGUUGGAAUUAGAUUAGUUACUGUUCUUGUUUGAGAAAAAGCCACAAAAUCCCGUCAUUUCAAACUUUGCAUUCUGAUUAGAACAAAGAAAAAAGUGUGCUCUAUUUGAGAUAUUUUCUUUUGUUGAUUAGUCAGGCAAUGGUGGUGUCACGCUAGUUUGGCACCAUGCCUUAAUGAUUAGGGUUAUAACAUGAAUCAGCUAAUUUUUUCAUCCAAAAACACCUCAGUGUGGGUGAUGUCUAAUUGGACAGAACA
Molecule: messenger RNA, 1907 nt
Organism: Durio zibethinus
Lineage: Eukaryota; Viridiplantae; Streptophyta; Magnoliopsida; Malvales; Malvaceae
Product: auxin-responsive protein IAA27-like
Biological process (GO): regulation of DNA-templated transcription
Cellular component (GO): nucleus
Source: RefSeq, a predicted model, not a curated record